Molecule: messenger RNA, 3791 nt
Organism: Microstroma glucosiphilum
Lineage: Eukaryota; Fungi; Basidiomycota; Exobasidiomycetes; Microstromatales; Microstromataceae
Product: kinesin-domain-containing protein
Exons: 2
Biological process (GO): microtubule-based movement
Molecular function (GO): ATP binding; microtubule motor activity; microtubule binding
Source: RefSeq, a predicted model, not a curated record
AUCAAAGAUGCAAGGAAGCCAUCGAGCAUCACCCCACGCCAAUAGGCAUCGUCACCAACGCACAUCCCCCCUCAUACCCUGCCCUCAGCAUCACGACGGCGAGCUGGCUGCAAGGCUCAUCUGUCUCGGGCAUACACUCUUCGAUGUACCACUUGCCCUCCCUGGCGUGAUCGAGUGCGAGCGCCAGCCCACAGAGACUGCCCACCACCAUGGCCGAGGCUUCCAUCACCGUAGCAGUGCGAGUCAGGCCCUUCUCCGAGAGGGAAUCAGCUCAGCUCGCCCCUCAACAUGGCGCCUUGCCCUUCCUUGGCGAUGGUGGUCUCGGCGGCUCCCCUGCCAAGCAGUUGCCUCCCAUCGCAGGCCUACGUACCCGCUUUCUCCGGCCCAUUGUUCAUACAGUCGAUGAGAAGGUCCUCAUCUUCGAUCCACCCGACAAUAAUCCCCUCUCCAGACUCUACAAUAAUACGCAGGCCAAUUAUCUCGCUCAUGGCCAGAAGAGGGCAAAGGACGUGAGGUACGCGUUCGAUCGAGUCUUCAAUGACGGGGCUAGCCAGAGGGACGUCUUCCAGGGCACUACCAAUCCCCUCCUCGACGGCGUUUUGAACGGCUUCAAUGCCACUGUAUUUGCCUACGGAGCGACAGGUUGUGGUAAGACUCACACCAUUUCAGGCACUCCUGAAGAUCCGGGACUCAUCUUCCUCACGAUGAAGGAGCUCUACCAGCGUAUUGCAGACAACCAGUCUGAAUCAGAGGUGCAGUUGAGACUUUCAUACCUGGAGAUCUACAACGAAAUGAUCCGAGACUUGCUCUCGGAGGCUCCUACCCCGCCCGGACAAGGGCUGCCUCUCAGAGAGGACGAGGCAAACAAGAUGAGCGUCGUUGGCAUCUCAGAGCACUCGCCAGCAAGUCCGGAAGAGGUGCUGUUGAUGAUCCAGGAAGGCAACCAAAGGAGAACCAUGAGCCCUACAGAAGCAAAUGCUGUCUCAAGUCGGUCUCAUGCAGUCCUACAGAUCAACGUCACUCAGCGUCCCAAGACGGGUGACGUGAGAGAUGCGACUACGUCCGCGUCACUCAACAUCAUCGAUCUUGCUGGAAGUGAGAGAGCCUCGGCAACGUCGAACAAUGGAGCUCGUAUGAAGGAAGGAGCCAACAUCAACAAAUCGCUGCUAGCCUUGGGCAACUGCAUCAACGCACUCUGCCAAACGGGCGUAAAGCAGCAACACAUCCCUUACCGCAAUAGCAAGCUUACCCGUCUACUCAAAUUCAGUCUGGGUGGUAACUGCAAGACGGUCAUGAUCGUCUGCGUCAGCCCGAGCUCUGGUCAUUACGAAGAGACGCAUAAUACCCUCAAGUACGCUAAUCAAGCAAAGAAUAUCCGGACAAAGGUCAGCCAGAACGUCGUCAACGUCGACAGGCACGUCGCAACGUAUGUUCGGACUAUUCACGAGCUCAAGGAGGAGGUCGCUCAACUCAAAGCACAGCUCGCAGAGGGAGGUCCUGCCGAGACUGAAAGCGAGAAGAGGAAGAAGCGUGAGGCAAAGGCUGAGAUGGAGACUGUGCUCUCUGAAUUGCGGACCAAGGUGCAAGCUGCCAAAAUGAGCAUUGGUCGCGAGUCUCGCCAUGAAGCGGCAGUUCAGGCAGCAGAACACAGCUCGAGCUUGUACAAGCAGAGACUGGAUGAGAUCAAUGGUCUGCUGAGAGAGUGGAGAAGAGGAAAGGACGCCUCUGCCGAAGAAGAGGAGCCGCUGGAUUGGACGUCGGAGCGGACUUUCCUUCAGAGCCUCAUGCGCAAGGAUGAGAUUCUGCUGCAAGCCAGCCGAGAUGGCGCACGCAAUCUGAGUAGCUCAAUCGACCUUCUCAUGGGCUUGCUCAACAGAGCGCCAAGAAACAGUCGCUUCGAUGCAGAAUCGUCCGAGCGGGUCAAGCUGGUAGCAGACUCUCUCAAGGCCGAGGUGGAAGCAGAGAGGGAGAAAGCAAGAGCGCUUGCCGCCUUGGAAAGCUACCGGUCACAAGCCCAGAGAUGCUUGGGCUGGCUGGAAGUUGCUAGUCGCAGCACAGCACUCAUGAAGGACUUUGCGGGACAGCUGGAAUGGAGGGCUUCUCAUUGCGAAGACAAGGAAGAGGUUGCAACGCAUCUUAAGAAUCUUGUUGCAGCUGCCAGGAACGACAUCAAGCAGAACGACGACAAAUUCAGAGCCGAGACUGGCAAUGAGACGCAUGCGAGAAGGGGCACAUACGGCAGCAAGGGAGCAGGCCGCUCGACCGCUAGCGCCUUCCGCCGUCCGCGGGCUAGUCUUUUGAACAACGCAUCGGUCAAUGCCUCCUCGAGCAGGAACGGACCAGCGGCUUCCUCCUCGAAGCCUGCCGCCUUGCACACUCGACGCUCAUCAAUCACACAGGGUGUCCAUCGGCCCACUGCUGCAUCCACGCGCAAAGCAAGACCGAGCGUCGUUGCCACACAGAACAACCGAGUGGCUACCUUCUCUCCAGGCAGGUCACCAGCGAGGGUGAGACCUGGCAGACCUAGCCUUGCAGGACCAGCAUCGCGACCUCCCGUUGCCUUUGCAAGCAUGGCUAGAUUGGGCACUCCCGCAAGCACACUCGAUGGCCAGACGACCAGCACGAAAACAGGCUCGAUGGAACCUCCGAGUGCACCUUCGAGCAAUGCUGUGAAAGGCGUCCGCUUCCAAGAAGCAAAGGAGCACGACGGCAAAGCAGCACCGGUUGUCAGAGCUCUCUCUCCACAGCUGUCCAUUGCAUCUGCCUCUUCGGAUGUCUCGGCCGAGUGGGAAGACGUCAAGGCGAGAGAAGCCAGUGAGCCCACGGCACGUAGAGUACCUGUGGCUCCAGGACCGCCGAAGGUGGCCCCUCCGGCUGCCAAGCCAGCAGGUCGUCGAAGUCUGUUCGGCAACAACAGCAUCGUGCCUCAAGCUCCUUCGCAAAGGCCCGCCUUCAAGCUAAGUGGCCUCGGUGGAAGCAAUGGCGCCCUGAACGAGGAAGAUGAAGAAGAGGAAGAGGAGGAUGAAGCCGCUGGACAACGCUUGCGACCGAGCAGGAACUCUGGCAACUUCUUCAACAACGCUGUCAAUGCCGAGCUGGGCAACGAGCAACCCCCUGCCAAGAGGGCGGGCUUCAGUGCACCCACAGCAGCAAGUAGAGCUCGACGUGUAGAGACGACUGCCGGUCCUCCUUUUGGAUCUUCCUCCCUCUUCGGAGACGAGAACGUGGCAUUGCCCACGGUGACCGCCACCUCACAUCGACUGAGGGACCAAGUAGCUCCUUACAAGUUGCGAGAUUCCGAAGCCGGCCCCGCCCGACGUGGUAGAGGCAGUCUAGGCAGCAUGGGCAGCAAGAGUACCGCAGACUCUUCCCUGCUGGGCGGUGGCGGCCAAGGAUCGACUGGCGGUCUGCUAGCAAGCGUACGUGGGCCAUCGAUGCCUCCUCCACGCACAAGCAUGUUCCCUUCUGCUUCGAGUGGAGCUCCAGCAGGUGGCGCUGGAGGUGGGACGAGCAUGUUCGCCAGCGGGAAAGUCAGCUCCCUCGUCCUGCCCAAUGGCGCUGCCAGCGGGAGCGGGAGCAUUCGCUCUGGUCGUACGAGCGGGGGAAGUACAGGGAGCAGUAGUACCUCUUCGAGCGCUUCCACCGCAGGCGUGAUCCCACCAGGGUCGAGCACAAGUGCCAGCCUGAGUGGCGGAAUCACAAAGGCGUAUGGUCCCCCAAGUCAUACCGCCUCGCGCAGUCGCCUUUCGCAAGCACCCACCUCUAGCGCGAGCGGUCGAAUAACACCUAGU